CUAGGAAGGGCCCCAGCUGUCUCCCUCCCUCUGGGAAGACAGAUCCUGACCCAGCUGGACCCCCUUGGGGACCCCCCAUCCACUAAGUUGCAGGGGGCUGCCAAAGAGGGAGGACCAACAGGCUGACCUUGAGGUUUUCCUUGCAGGAGAAGGCAAAGAGGGAGCUCUGUCCUCUGCGAAAUGAGCCAUGAUGGAGGGUCACCAGCUCUCUUACAGAGGAAACAGCUCUGGAGAUUCACGAGAACCCUUCAAAGCCUUUGGACCUCUGGGGGAGCCUGGAGCGAAGGUGGAAGCAAAUGACGCUGCGGGGAAAGGCCUUCGUGCUGCUCAGGUUGAGAGCCAGGGGGAGUUCAGCCAGAAGGCCAGGCAGAAGGUCCUGGAAGGAGGAAACCUCACUUCGAAGAUCCAGCACCAGCAGUUCAGAGGAUUCCUCUAUCAGGAGACCCAAAGACCCCGGGAAAUUUGCAGCUGUCUCCACCACCUUUGCCUUCAAUGGCUGAAACCAGAAAGAAACACAAAGGCCCAGAUGCUGGACCUGGUGGUCCUGGAGCAUUUUCUGGCUGUCCUUCCCCUGGAGAUGGCAAACUGGGUGAGGGAAUGUGGAGCGGAGACCAGUUCCCAGGCGGUGGCCCUGGCCGAAGGCUUCCUCCUGAGCCAGGCAGAGGAUGAAAAGAAGCAGGGAAGGUCCACCAAGAUGGAUCCUCAAAGUCCCAAGCCAAAGGGAGAUCCAUCAGAUCUUUCUCAGGGGACACUUUUUGGAGAGACUCCCACUCCCAUCAUCUCGCCAGGGGAGAGUACGAUGUUUGUGGUACUUCUUGAAACGUCUCCCUUUUCUGUUGGAAAAGAGACAGCAACUCCGCUUGCAGCUCAGGCUCCGAUGUCCUUCAAGGAGGUGGCCGUGUAUUUCUCCGAGGAGGAGUGGGCUCUGCUCGAUUCUCAUCAAAAAGCCUUGCACGGAGAAGUCAUGCUGGAGACUUCUAGGAAUGUGGCUUCCCUCAGUAAGGGCCUGUCCUUGCUCUGAAUUAAAAUAGCUGUGAAAGGCCUUCUGCACUGUGAAGUAAUCAGCCUGUUUGUUUCUUCCAAGAAUUAGCCAAACCAGAGCCUGGCUCCUGGCAGGAAGAAGGUGGAGAUCUGUUCUUCUGGGGAUCCA
This is a messenger RNA of Candoia aspera, 1150 nucleotides long. RefSeq names its product zinc finger protein 202-like. The coding region runs from base 188 to 1021 and encodes 277 amino acids. The record is from RefSeq and is a predicted model, not a curated record. Lineage: Eukaryota; Metazoa; Chordata; Lepidosauria; Squamata; Candoiidae. The transcript has 4 exons. Gene Ontology annotation, biological process: regulation of DNA-templated transcription.